Messenger RNA from Cryptococcus wingfieldii CBS 7118, 1563 nucleotides. RefSeq names its product ribosome assembly protein 4. Gene Ontology annotation, biological process: ribosomal large subunit assembly. Gene Ontology annotation, cellular component: nucleolus. Gene Ontology annotation, molecular function: protein binding. The transcript is spliced from 6 exons. The record is from RefSeq and is a predicted model, not a curated record. The coding region runs from base 1 to 1563 and encodes 520 amino acids. Lineage: Eukaryota; Fungi; Basidiomycota; Tremellomycetes; Tremellales; Cryptococcaceae.
AUGGCCACCCAAUUCCCCCCCCCCAAACGCCAGCGCUCCGCCUACGCCCAGAGCAAGGACCCCAAGAUCGAGGUUGUCCAGAAGGACAUUCCCUCGGUCGUCGUCCAAUUCAAGUCUGCUGAAGAUGGCUCAUCUCUCGGUCCUGCCAUCAACCUUCCUGCUGAUACUGCCCGGGAUGCCUUGCAGAUGCUCGUCAACAAGCUUCGAGGCGAGGAUGAAGACCCUCUACCGUACGCUUUCCAUCUCGUGCCCAAAGUACCUUCGACCUCGACUGCACCGACGUCGGCCCGUGUACAGAUCAACAACUCUAUCCUCGCCGAUGCGCUUGAGAGUAAAGGAAGCACGUUCUCCUCUGAAGACAUCUUCGAGCUCUGGUGCGAGCCGCAGGCUGUGUUUCGUGUAAGAAGUGUCGGACGGUGUACAGCUACUUUGACCGGGCAUGCUUCACCAAUCUUGUGCUGUGCCCACUCGCCUACCGGCAGGUAUGCUGCUACUGGGUCAGGCGAUGCCACAGGCCGCAUCUGGGAUAUGGAGACUGAGACGCCGAAAUGGACCUUGUCGGGGCACAAGGGCUGGGUCCUUGUCGUCGAAUGGGACUCGAGAGAGAAGAUUGUGGCUACUGGUGGACACGAUGGCCAGGUACGCCUUUGGGAAGCCGCAACAGGACAGGCAUAUGGUGCUCCCCUGCUCGGCCAUACCAAGUGGAUCACCGCCCUCGCCUUCGAACCCCUCCACCUCGUCUCUCCUAAAGCCGCUGGGCCCAGGCUUGCUUCUGCCUCGAAAGACGGCACCGUCCGAAUCUGGAACACUGGCACCAGGAAACUUGAAUUUGUGUUGACCGGUCACGCGGCUAGUGUCAACUGCGUGAGAUGGGGUGGGGAGAAUGUGAUUUAUACUGGAAGCAGUGAUAGGACGGUCAAGGUUUGGAGUGGUGUCGACGGUAAACUUAUCCGUACGCUGAACGAGCACGCGCACUGGGUCAACACCAUGGCUCUUUCGACUGAUUUCGUGCUGCGUACCGGUCCAUUCGACCACACUUCCAAGAAACCUCAGAGCGACGACGAAGCUCGCGCCCGGGCCCUCGAGCGCUACAAGGACGUCACGUCUACCCACCCCGAGACGCUCAUCACUGGCUCUGACGACCAUACCCUCUACUUGUGGCCUGACCAGGCCUCCUCUUCCUUCGCGUCGACGGCGACACCGAAAAAGCCGGUGGCGAGGCUGACGGGACACCAGAAGCAGGUCAACCAUGUGGCUUUCAGCCCGGACGGGAGGAUGAUUGCGAGCGCGGGUUUCGACAAUGCGGUCAAGCUCUGGGAGGGUAGGACGGGAAAGUUUGUGGCGAGUCUGAGAGGGCACGUGGCUGCCGUCUACCGGGUCGCUUGGUCUGCCGAUUCGAGAAUGUUGGUCAGUGCGAGCAAGGACACGACAUUAAAGUUGUGGAACCUCAAGACGUACAAGAUCCGUAUCGAUCUUCCCGGUCACACGGAUGAAGUCUAUUGUGUAGACUUUGUCGCCGACAAGGUGGUCAGCGGUGGAAGAGACAAGACUGUCAAGAUGUGA